Messenger RNA from Syngnathoides biaculeatus (alligator pipefish), 5917 nucleotides. RefSeq names its product aryl hydrocarbon receptor-like. The record is from RefSeq and is a predicted model, not a curated record. Gene Ontology annotation, biological process: regulation of transcription by RNA polymerase II. The transcript has 11 exons. Gene Ontology annotation, cellular component: nucleus; aryl hydrocarbon receptor complex. Gene Ontology annotation, molecular function: transcription cis-regulatory region binding; protein dimerization activity; nuclear receptor activity. Lineage: Eukaryota; Metazoa; Chordata; Actinopteri; Syngnathiformes; Syngnathidae. Bases 854 to 3487 code for a protein of 877 amino acids.
UACUGUGCUGUAUUGCAAGCGUUAUUUUCGUGCUGUUUUUAAGGAUUUCGGUGCUCCGUAGCGUCCACUUGGGGUCAGUAUAAUGAUGUGUAAUGUUUAUUUUGGUUCGCGAGAGGUUAGUGGGCGUGUUUUUUUUUUUUUUUUUUGUUUUGUUUUUUUUAAUUUUGUUAUGGAGUCGCACCAGUCUCCCUUCUAGUUGUCACGCGUGGAGGCAGCUCUUUAUCACCAAAUUCCACUUGCCAGAAAUUAAGAACGUCCAAAAAAAAAAAAUUACAAAUCUGAAUUGCUUGCGCAGAGACACAAAGAGAUUUUGUAAAAGUGUACAAUAACCGAACUAGCUCACAUGGAUGCGUGAGUAAGACUUAAGGAUUUGCGCAGGUGCACCUGCGUAUGUCUCAAAAUUCGAAUGGAUGACGAUGAUCGAGGCAAGCCGUGGAGAGGCCAUCCGUGAGUGGGUGGACGAUCCCUUUCGCCCACCCCCUUUUCCUCUCCCUCCCUUUUCUAUGACACAUCAUCUAUCAGCGAUCCUCGCACUCGCUCGGCCCGACCCAGCUCGGCCGUCUCCGAAUUUUGAAUCACGUGUAAGACGUCGGACUGCAGUUGGUCGAGGCGAACGUGAUCCACGGAGCCGUCGAGGGAGAAUAUGACGUCGUUCGAAUUGUGCAUGGUGGACAGUGGCCAUGAAGAAGUCAAAUGACGUCAUCGCAAAUAGUUGUUCACGUCGGUUGUAUGUGAGGCCGAACUGUUUACUAUCGCAAUCGCAGUGUACAUCGGUCAUGCGCUUGAAUUUGCCUUUGAGCGGGACAGGUACCGGACCGCACUCCGGCUGCGUGGCUUGAGUUCUGCCCCGUAGAUGGAUGUGCCGCUCGACUGGGACGAACCAGCCAACAUGUACGCGGGACGCAAGAGAAGAAAACCGCUUCAGAAAGGAACCAAACUCACCCCAACUGAAGGGGACAAGUCCAACCCGUCCAAACGGCACCGUGACCGUCUGAACUUGGAGCUGGACAGGCUUGCCGGCUUGCUGCCCUUCCCCGAGGAUGUCAUCUCCAACCUGGACAAGCUGUCCAUACUAAGGCUCAGUGUCAGCUAUAUCCGGACCAAAAGAUUCUUUUCAGUGGCAUUGAAAAAACCUCUCUCCAGUGGCGUCACCAAAAGUACUGACCAUCAUGACAGCAAUGUGCCGGAACACACAGCGCCGUGUAUGCCGGAAGGGGAACUGCUCCUUCAGGCUCUGAGUGGAUUUGUUCUGGUGAUCACAGCAGAAGGAAUCAUCUUUUACUGCUCUCAUACCAUCCAGGAUUACCUUGGUUUCCAUCAGACGGAUGUGAUGCACCACAGCGUGUUUGAGCUGAUCCAUGCCGAAGACCAUCAACAAUUCAAGAGGAACCUGCACUGGGGGCUCAACCCUCCUGAGGGCCUUGGAUCCCCUUUGGACACCGCAGCAGGAGAAGGAGAGUCGGGUUCCUCUUGCGUGGUGAGCUACAUCCCUGAUGAGCUUCCUCCUGAAAACUCGUCCUUCUUGGAGAGAACCUUUGUCUGCCGCUUCCGCUGCCUACUUGACAAUUCAUCUGGCUUCUUGGCUUUGAACAUCCAGGGUCGGCUGAAAUUCCUCCACGGACAGAGUGGACUGCAGUGUACCAGUGAACGAGGUGCCCCACUCCAGCUCGCCUUGUUUGCCAUCGCCACUCCGCUGCAGUUACCAGCUAUUCUGGAAAUCAGAACAAAAAACAUGAUCUUCAGAACCAAGCACAAGCUUGACUUCACUCCAAUGGCCUGUGAUGCAAAGGGUAAAAUUGUUCUGGGUUACACUGAGGCUGAACUACGUGUCCGAGGUUCGGGAUACCAAUUCAUCCAUGCAGCUGACAUGCUCCACUGUGCUGAAAAUCACAUCAGAAUGAUUAAGACCGGUGAGAGCGGCCUCACCGUCUUCCGGUUGCUCACCAAGGACAACAGAUGGAAGUGGGUCCAAGCCAACGCUCGCCUUGUCUACAAGAAUGAGAAACCGGACUACAUUAUUGCCACACAGAGGCCGCUGGUGGACGAGGAAGGAGGAGAACACCUGAAGAAACGAUCCAUUCAUCUUCCUUUCACCUUCACCACUGGUGAGGCACUUCUCUACCAGACUGAUUACCCUCUCUAUGGCUUUCCGGAAACACUCAAGGGGAAAGCCAAAUGCAAGAGGGGGAAAAUGGAAAAUAAGUUCUCGGAGGACUUGCAUCCAAAAUCUUUGCUGGAAGCACUGAUGAGCCAAGAUCAGUCUGUUUACGUCUGCCAACCAGAUUCAGAGGCUCACAAUGCAUACGUUUCCAGUACUUUUAACAAAGAGCAAGGAGAGACUUCUGCAUUUGGUGACAGCUGGCAGAUGACAGAAAGAUCCAACAGGGAAACAUCCAUGUGUGAUCCACUGCUAGCCACCCUGGACUCUUUAUCUCUGGAUGGAGAGGAAACUUGCUCUAACAGUGAACUCUUAAGUGCUUUGGAGAACCUCGGACUAAAUGCGGAAGAACUAGAACUUCUGCUUUUGGAUGAGAAGAUGAUCCAGGUAGAAUUGGAUUCCAGCCAUGUCUCAACACUCAACGAGCUCACCAACAAUGAAAUUCUCUCCUACAUUCAUGAAUCAUUGGUGAUGCCAUCCAAUAGUGAAGAACACAGUGACAUAGUUGGAUUCGGACCAAAUACCUUUUCUCCAAAUUCUGCCGAAAGUGCCAACCUAUCGGUGCAGACAAAUCGUGUGGCCACUCUCCCAACCACUCCGUCCAUCAGCGGGCAAAUUCUGCAGCUGCCCAUCGGUGCAGGUGGGAUUAUGUUUCCAUCUGGGAGUGUAAACGCCAGCAGACUCUCUGGUAAGAGCCCAUGGAUGCGAUUAGCUGAAAAAGCCAACAAUAGGGACAACCACACUCCUCCCCAUCCUCUUGUCAACAGGGACAAUAAAGACACUUCACCGCUGGACUCCAGUCACUAUUGGCAGCCAGAAAACAGCCAGACUUUUAUACCUGACUCGCAGACCCUGGAAAUAACCUCUACGCCCAGUAAAAAUUCUGCUUUCCUUCAGAAUGGGCUGGUUGACCCUGUAGUCUCAAACAUACCAUAUUCGGGCAGUUCAGCGCUGAAUGACACAAAAUUUUGUCACUACGAACAUUUGGUGGACACUGUACAGCCGCACACGCUGCAGGGUCAGCAAUCUCACAAGCUCCAGAGUCCAGGUUUACACCCGUGUUUGGCCCAAUGUCCUCCGCAAAGUGCUGCUAUGGAGCUGGAGCAAUUGGUGGCUCUCGCGCAACCUUCAGUCGACGCCUAUAGCUUGUUCAACACCGCACAGGGUGCCCAAAAUCAGCUGGAGAACGCUUGCCUCCUCAGCGUCGCCAAUGCCACCUUCAUCCAGACCUGUCUCAUGUCCAAUGGGAGCAGAGAAGUGCCAGGCGACGUCCCGAUCUCGUGCCCUGACGGACUGCCAGACAGCCAAAAGUCAGGAUUUAUCCUCUGAAGAGAGGGUACCAGAUCUGAAAUACAAAUAGAGAUUCUUUAAAACAUCAUGUCUGGAUCAUACUUCAGGAGUUUUGCCCCCAUAUGGAUGGGUGAUUUUCCCAGAUCAACAUAUUUUAUCAGGAACAACAAACCUCUUGUGGUGUUACAUAGUCCACAACCAACAAUUUGGCACUCCAAUAGCUCUACGAAGCCAAAAUGAACAUUUCUAGUAUGUUGUUUUUUUUUAGAUAUCUUCAGAGUAGAUUGACAUAUCAACGGCAACUCUCCAACAGUGCACCUUGACAACCACCAAUGGGAAUGGGUAUUGUGACUGGCCUCUCAUGCUUGUCAUCAUAGCAUACCAUACUUGCUCGCCAUUGUCAACAUUUCUUCACACAGUACAAAGCACAUCCAUCCAUUUUCUUUGCCACCUAUCCUCACGAGGGUCGCAGGGAGUGCUGGAGCCUAUCCCAGCUAUCAACAGGCAGGAGGCGGGGUACACCCUGAACUGGUUGUCAGCCAAUCGCAGGGCACGUGGAGACAAACAGCCGCACUGACAAUCACACCGAGGGGCAAUUUAGAGUGUCCAAUUAAUGUUGCAUGUUUUUGGAAUGUGGGAGGAAACUGGAGUGCCUGGAGGAAAUCCACGCAGGCACAGGGAGAACAUGCAAACUCCACACAGGCAGGUCCGUGAUUGAACCCGAGACCUCAGAACUGUUAGGCCAAAGUUUUACCAGCUGAGGCAUCGUUCCACCCAGUACAAAGCACAUUUAUUGUCAAUUCUUAAAAAUAUCUAACACACUUGGAGGAUUCAAAUUACGGUAAUCAACGGAAUGUGGUGGUACAUAAGACAAAUAAUAAAAUCAAUAUCAAAGCUAAAUUAACUAUAGUAUAUGCAAUUUGAAAAGUAUUCAUUAAAUGUGUAAAUAUCAAAGGUCAGGUGACAUGUGCAACAUAGUCAAGCUCAGAGAACCAAGACAAAUAAGACAUUUAUAAAUUAGAUCGUAAAACCCCACUGCUACUAAAGUGGCUGGUGCAACCCUGAGUUUGGUGCAAGUAUGUAAGUGUGCGCGUGUAUGUAUUGUAUGUGUUUGUUUGUGAGUGUGUGUGCAUAUACAAGUUUGCGGGGCAUCAGAAUUCAGAGGAAGAGGGGGCAGAGUGGACAAAGAGUUCAGAUUCCUGACAGUCUGAUGAAUAAAGUUGUCUUUGAGUCGGCGGGUCCGGGCCUGCAGACUCCGCAGUCUGCUGCCCUGACGGCAUGUGCACAAACCAAUGUUUACUGAAGCUUUAGAACAUGAUUUGACAAGACGCCAGCAUGUUUAUAUACAAACUUUAGUGCUACUAGUAUCUUGAUAGGGUACAUAACGUUUUGUUACCUGCUUUUGAGAUAUUUCAUACUAAAAGUGAAUUAAAACUCAUAAACAUACGUGAAGCAGUUCUUGAAUAGCCCAAAACAUCAUCCGCCGAGGACCUGCUAAUACCCCACUUUUUUUUCUUCUUUUAGUUCUUUUUUUUUCCCCAACAUUGCCACUGUGAUCCACUGUUUGUCCACAACUUGGUGUUCCCUUGGUAGCAGUUGUAUCUGGUUAUGAUGAAAGAUGACACAUUUUCUAGUCACGCAUGCCCAAAAGCGUUUAAUUUGACAAGAUAGGGCCCAGUGAUCACAAAAGAUGUGAUACGCUGGUAUCGACAUGGAGAGUUGCCACGCUCUCACCGAGGCAGAGCAAGAUUUUACGCCAGUAGUCAGCUGCAAUCAUGACCAAAUAUGUCCUGUAGUUUGAUCCCGACAGAAAAGAUAAACAAAGCAUUUAUCAGCAUUUGUCACUACACAUGAACUACGUAGAUGGUUUGAUGUGAAACUGUCAACUGUGUUGUAUUGUUCCUGCGUACACUGAAUCUUAGUCGAGUAUUCAUAAGCGAGUCUGAUCUGUGCUCACUUAUUGCUGCUAAAACGGAGGCAGCACCUAGUAAUCUGUACAUACACACUUUCUUGAAGUAGUUGGGUUUCAGUAAAAAAUAAUCUUGAAGUUUCUUGUUCAAUACAAGUGGAACUUCUUAACUUUUCCCGGGUAACAUUGACGUGUUUGCAGCUGCUGUUUAGAUUGUAUUGAAACAUAUUGCUGAAACAAAAGAAGCUCAGUGUCAUGAAAUGAAAUGAUGUGAAAAUAAUCCAUUAAUAAUCUUCUUUUCCUUUUGGCUUGUCCCGUUAGGGGUCGCCACAGCGUGUCAUCUUUUGCCAUCUUAGCCUAUCUCCUGCAUCUUCCUCUCUAACCCCAACUGCCCUCAUGUCUUCCCUCACCACAUCCAUAAACCUUCUCUUUGGUCUUCCUCUCGCUCUUUUGCCUGGGAGCUCCAUCCUCAGCAUCCUUCUACCAAUAUACUCACUCUCUCGCCUCUGAACAUGUCCAAACCAUCGAAGUCUGCUCUCUCGAAUCUUGUCUCCAAAACA